AGUCCGAUGUGAGUCAAUACUGUAGUUUUUGUUUUCAAUAACAGACUUCUGAACUUCCUGUUUUCUCGAUGAACCACCUUUUUUUCAAUUUUGAUUCCACAAGAAUAUUUUUAUGUUGUCAUUGCUCUUACGAAGAAAGUCAACAAUGUCAUGGCCUUUCUGUGGUGCAUUUACAUCUUCGUCUGCGUACCUUCCUGUCUGUCGGUAGCAGAGUUCCAAGUGAGCGCUUACGUCGGACAAGAUGUCGUCCUGUCCUGUGGAGUCUCUGAAGAGCCAUCUGUAAACUGUUUCUAUUUUUUCCGUAUUCGGUGGUAUUUGGAGGACACAAACGGUGACAGCUUUCCCCUGGUCAUCCAUGGUUCCAUCAAUGAAGUACACGCAAAUCCCAGUCUAGUACUGGAAGGGAGAGUGGAGGCUGCGUGUCAAUAUUUGAUCAUCAGGGACAUCAGAGUGUCUGAUGCAGGGAAAUACAGCUGCGAGUGCCACACAUGUCAGUCAACAACUCAUCUUGUCGUCCACUAUUCCACACCUUGGAUACCAAAGCUGGUGACUUUGGGAGUUUUCAUGCUGAUCGUAGCUGUCAUGGCGGCCGUCACCUAUGUCAUCAUCCGCAGAACAAGGCGUGAGGCAAUUGUCAAGUACGACGUGAGGACUGCUGAGGACUAACUUUGGUUGCUUCCCGAUUUCUUAACACCAUGACUUUAUAUGAACACCCCCCCCCCCCCCCCACACACACACACACAGAAAUUCCUUCCGAGAGAUGUUAGUGUGACAGCCCUUUUGAAGUAAAGAUUUAAUAAUUGUAUUCUUUGACUGCAUUAUUUGUCAAUUAAAUUGAGUUCAAUAAAGACAUAUGAUAUUCUUAUGAUCCUUAAAGUGCAUACCUA
Entelurus aequoreus (snake pipefish) is the source of this 887-nucleotide messenger RNA. Its product is annotated as Immunoglobulin superfamily member. NCBI's taxonomy places the organism in Eukaryota, Metazoa, Chordata, Actinopteri, Syngnathiformes, Syngnathidae. The transcript is spliced from 4 exons. The record is from RefSeq and is a predicted model, not a curated record. The coding region runs from base 151 to 666 and encodes 171 amino acids.